This is a messenger RNA of Diorhabda sublineata, 723 nucleotides long. RefSeq lists its product as uncharacterized. Lineage: Eukaryota; Metazoa; Arthropoda; Insecta; Coleoptera; Chrysomelidae. Bases 1 to 723 code for a protein of 240 amino acids. The record is from RefSeq and is a predicted model, not a curated record. The transcript has a single exon.
AUGGGAGACCCAUGUGAAGCAAAAAGGAGGAUUCUGGGGUGCGUGGCAGAAUCUAUACUUUUAUACGCAGCUGCAAUCUGGGUUAGUGUUCUAGAGAAUAACAAAUAUAUCACCGUAGCCAGCCGAGUACAAAGAAGAGUAGCGCUGAGAAUAUGCAGGGGCUAUCGUACUAUCUCAAACGAGGCUGCAAGAGUACUUGCACGAAUAAUACCUAUAGAUCUUCUAGUUGAAGAGAGAUCGAGAGCGAUAGGAAUGACAGCAGGUGAGAAAAAGGCUCUUCGAAAAGAAACGGUACAGAAAUGGCAAAAUAGAUGGAACGCCAGCGACAAGGACGUGUGGCUUCACAAACUGCUACCAGAUAUUACGCGGUGGUAUGAGAGAUCCUGUGGUGAAAUUGGAUACUAUUUGACCCAAACAAUGACAGCCCAUGGCUCCUUCCAAAGUUAUGUUAGGAGAAUAGGUAAAGCUGAACAUGACCCCUGCCUAUACUGUAGCUCGGAGAUAGAUAAUGCAGAGCACACAAUUUUCAGAUGUCCUGCGUGGGCGGAUAUUAGAAACUUGUCUGAAAUAACAGUAAGAGCUGAGUUACGACCAGAAAAUAUAGUGCAGAUCAUGAUGGAAGUAGAUUUUAAAUGGAAAGCUGUUGAGAGUAUGGUGGAAAAAAUUCUAAAAAGAAAGGAACAGGACAGUAGACAAAGAGGUCCAAACACACAGCAACAUUAG